AUGGUUGAACCUGUGGGCAACCACUAUGUUGUAGCCAGACCUGUGUACUCGGAGAAUUUGUUCAAUGAAGAGCAUGAGAAAUUGCACAGAUACCAUAAAACCUUUUGGGAUCACCUGAAACUCUGUUUUCGCUGCUCCCCACAGAGGGUCAAAAAAACUGCCUUGGGUUUGUUUCCCAUCGUCUCGUGGCUGCCAGCAUACCGCUUCAGGGAGUGGGUCCUGAGCGACAUCAUCUCUGGCAUCAACACGGGGCUCGUGGCUGUCCUGCAAGGUCUCGCCUUCGCUUUGCUUGUGAACGUUCCCCCCGGUUAUGGACUCUACGCAGCAUUUUUCCCCGUUCUGGUCUAUUUUAUCUUUGGCACAUCUAGACAUAUCUCAGUGGGUCCCUUCCCCGUCCUGAGCCUGAUGGUGGGAGCAGCCGUCGUCAGGCUGGUCCCCGAUGACAGUGCUGGAAACGGCACUUCCACGAAUACCUCAGCAAUAAAUGAGGAGAGGGUGAUGGUGGCUGCAUCUGUUACCUUUCUUUCCGGGGUUUUUCAGUUGCUUCUGGGGAUUCUCCAGUUUGGAUUCAUCGUUAUUUAUCUAUCACAAUCAUUAAUCAGCGGUUUCACGACUGCUGCAGCUAUCCAUGUUGUGGUAUCUCAGCUGAAAUUCAUGCUUCAACUACCUGUCCCUGGAUUUAAUAAACCAUUUGGCAUCAUCUAUACUCUGGAGAGCGUUUUCAGCCAGAUCACAAACACAAACAUCGCUGACCUUGUCACAUCCCUUGUUGUCUUGCUUGUCGUCUUCGUGGUGAAAGAAAUGAACGAUCGAUACAAAGCAAAGUUACCAACUCCCAUCCCAAUCGAACUCCUUGUGACAGUCUUAGCAGCACUGAUUUCCUAUUUUGUUAACUUCGAAGAAAAAUUUAAGGUAGCUGUCGUUGGAAAACUAGAGGAAGGAUUUCAAGCGCCUGUUGCACCUGAUGUAGGUGUCCUCCAAAAGUGCAUUGGCGACAGCAUUUCUAUUGCAAUCGUUGGGUUUGCAGUAGCCUUCUCCGUGGCUAAAGUGUAUUCCAUCAAACAUGACUACCCACUAGACAGCAACCAGGAGCUAAUUGCUUUUGGGCUGGGUAAUAUAGUUGGUGGAUCAUUCAAAGGAUUUGCCUCCAGCACCGCUCUGUCAAGAUCAGGUGUGCAGGAGAGCACGGGAGGCAAAACACAGAUUGCUGGUAUUAUCUCAGCUGUCAUCGUCUUGAUUGUGAUCUUGGCCAUUGGGUUUCUCCUGGCACCAUUACAGAAGUCAGUCCUUGCAUCUUUGGCUCUUGGCAACUUGAAAGGAAUGCUCAUGCAGUUCAAAGAAGUAGGCAUCCUAUGGAGAAAGGACAAGUAUGACUGUGUUAUAUGGGUGGUGACUUUCCUAGCUGCUGUUUUUCUUGGCCUGGAUAUUGGGCUAGCAACCGCCGUGGCGUUCCAGCUGCUGACCGUGGUGAUCCGCUCCCAGAUUCCAAGCUGCACUGUUUUGGCUAAUGUUGGGAGAAGUAACAUCUACAGGAACAGGAAGGAUUACACUGAUAUCUAUGAGCCAGAGGGAGUGAAGAUUUUCAGGUGCUCAUCUCCUAUCUUCUUUGCUAAUAUUGAAUUCUUCAGAGAGAAACUCAUCACUGCUAACUCAACCUCAACAGUCAUAAGAGAAGGUGAACAAAAUCACACUAUCAAUCAAAGAGGUCUUCAUGUCUUCCAUGACAACCUGGGCGAAGGCAGCCAGUCUUUGUCUAACCAGCACAGAGAGCCAGGACCCCUGAGCCCUCACUGUGCCAGGGAGGCUCGCCAUCGCCAGCCUGAACCGAACUUGCAAAACAAAGGAGAUGUUGUAGUAGGUGCCUACUACCAAUCUCCCAGCCAGGAUGUAAGCACUGAUGAGUUAUUCUAUAGUAUGCUAAUAGCAAUAGGAGGUCUAAAGAAAACAUUGGAGAGAUACUUGUUGAAAGUGGUCAUCUGACUAAUAGGGACGAAGAAAAAGUGGAGUCAUUCAAUGUGUUUUUUGCCUCAGUCUUUAAUAAUACUGAUAGAUCUUGGUCAGG
This is a messenger RNA of Phaethon lepturus (White-tailed tropicbird), 2062 nucleotides long. It is a transcript of the gene SLC26A3, whose product is annotated as solute carrier family 26 (anion exchanger), member 3. Gene Ontology annotation, molecular function: secondary active sulfate transmembrane transporter activity; bicarbonate transmembrane transporter activity; oxalate transmembrane transporter activity. NCBI's taxonomy places the organism in Eukaryota, Metazoa, Chordata, Aves, Phaethontiformes, Phaethontidae. Gene Ontology annotation, cellular component: membrane. The transcript is spliced from 16 exons. The record is from RefSeq and is a predicted model, not a curated record. Gene Ontology annotation, biological process: transmembrane transport. The annotation marks the transcript as partial.